GUCUCUAGACGCUCGUUUAUUAUUCACGCAUUAGACCAUAGAAAAGAGAUUAAUUGACCAUCAAUAGUGAAGACAUAAGCUAUUAGUCAACAGAUCACAGAAUUAUUUCUAUGACAAAUUUCGAAGUAUGAUUUGAACUAUUGAAAUUGAUGCAGUCCUGUAAACAUAUUUUUUGAUAGUAACACUUGUGAACUGGUGAUGGAUGAACAGGAAACAGAUACUGUCAUAGAUACAAGUGGUCGGGAACAAAUUGUUCGAGAUCUGCUUGGAAAUGAUGAGUUUCAAAGUGAAAUUGAUUCUGGAACUUCACCACCUCAACUUGAUUCUUUUCAAACACCAAAAUCAAUGGCUAAUACUGAUUAUACACUUACUAAUACUCCUGGUAUUAUUUUAUAUUUGUUCAUUCUAUAUAAAUUGUUCUAUAUUUUAAUGUUUAUUACAGAAAGUCAAAGACAAAGUGUAAUAACAGUACUACCAUGGGGAGCACAUAAAGAACGUUCUCCAUUUCCCAAUGUAGACACAAAUAUUAAACCAGGAGAAUAUGUGAUGCGUACAUUGUUUGCUGACUUUACUGUGCAGGCUGAACGAAAAAUGGAGGAAGUAAUGAUUGAACUAGAGAAACCAUUAAUGAAGAUUUUACAACGUGGUGAAGAUCCACAAUUUGAUCAAUUAUUGAUUGUAUUUGGAUCAGUUGCUGAACAUUGUUUACCUUCAAUAUUGAAAGCGCUUUUUGCUUGGUAUGUUCGGCAAAUUGGUGUAUUAGAUAUCAAUGCUACAGACUCAAAAAAAAUUGAACUAAAAGGAAAAAAUGAUACUAUUGAUAAUAAAGAAAUGGAAGUAAUAGGAGAACGAAGAGAUUUAGCUGUUGAAUUUAUAUUUUGUUUAGCAUUAAUCGAAGUAUUAAAACAACUACCAUUUCAUCCAGGACAUGAAGAUUUAGUUAUAUAUAUUGAAAAUUUGUGCUUUAAACAUUUUAAAUAUCGUGAAGGAGCACAGAGCUGUCCCAAUGCACCAAAUAUACAUAUGGUAGCUGAUUUGUAUGCAGAAGUUUUGGGUGUUUUGGCUCAGUCUCGAUUUUUAUCUGUGAGAAAACGAUUUAUGGCUGAAUUAAAAGAAUUAAGAGCUAAAGAACCAUCACCUCAUGUUAUACAAGCUAUAAUUUCAUUGUUAAUGGGAAUGAAAUUUUUUAGAAUUAAGAUGGUUCCUAUUGAAGAUUUUGAGGCUUCAUUUCAAUUUAUGCAAGAAUGUGCUCAAUAUUUUCUUGAAGUCAAAGAUAAAGAUGUAAAACAUUCAAUGGCUGGAUUAUUUGUUGAAAUUUUGUUACCUAUGGCUGGUAUUGUUAAAAAUGAAGUAAAUGUUCCUUGUUUGAAAAACUUUGUGGAAUCACUUUAUUCGACAACUUUAGACAUGUGUACUAAAUCAAAACAUAGAUUGUCAUUGUUUCCAUUAGUAACUUGUUUGCUAUGUGUUAGCCAAAAAAUAUUUUUCUUACAAAAUUGGCAUUACUUUUUAGCAAUGUGUUUAUCAAAUUUAAAGAAUAGAGAUCCAAAUAUGGCAAGAGUUGCCUUAGAGGCACUUUAUCGGCUAUUAUGGGUUUACAUGGUAAGAAUAAAAUGUGAAAGUAAUUCUGCAACUCAAUCUCGUUUACAAAGUAUAGUAAAUUCAUUGUUUCCUAAAGGAACAAAAGCUGUUGUACCCCGCGAUACACCUUUGAAUAUAUUUGUUAAAAUUAUACAAUUUAUUGCUCAGGAACGUUUGGAUUUUGCUAUGCGAGAAAUAGUUUAUGAUUUAUUAGGUGUUGGACGAACAAUUAAAUUAAUUCUUACUCCUGAACGAAUGAGUAUUGGUCUUAGAGCUUUUCUUGUUGUAGCUGAUAGUCUUGAACAAAAGGAAGGUGAACCACCAAUGCCAGGUACUUCAGGGGUAUUACCUUCUGGUAGUACACUUCGUGUUAAAAAAACAUUUUUGAAUAAGAUGCUAACUGAGGAUACUGCAAGAAAUAUUGGUAUUCAUUCAUAUUUUCCUCAUGUGCGUCGAGUAUUUGUUGAAAUCUUAAAAGCAUUAGAUAUUCAUUAUGGAAGACCUUUGAUGAUGACUAGUACACAAAAUAUGAACAAAGAACCUGAUGAAAUGAUUACGGGCGAAAGAAAGCCUCGUAUUGAUCUAUUUCGAACAUGUGUUGCGGCUGUUCCACGAUUAAUACCUGAAACUAUGACUGGUGGUGCUGAUUUACGAGAUAUGUUGUCUCGCUUAACUGUGCAUAUGGAUGAGGAACUUCGAACUUUAGCAUAUCAGAGUCUUCAAACUUUGAUUAUAGAUUUUCCAGAAUGGCGGCAUGAUGUAAUUACUAGUUUUACUCAAUUUUUGGCUCGAGAUGUUCAAGAUACGUUUCCACAACUAGUUGACAAUGGUUUGCGUAUGUUAUUACAAUUAUUAACUUGCUGGAAAAAUAGUAUUACACCAGGAUUGAUUAAGAAUCAAACAGAAAAAAAUAAAAAAGUAGAUUUAGCUGAGAGUCAACAAAAAUCAAAAAAAGUUGAUUUUUCUCAAGUUGAAGCAUUUGCUUUAGUUAUGCUGUGUAAUUGUCGACUAAGUCCACGCCGCUUAUCUGCUCAUAUACUUCGAGAAAUAAAAUGUCUCAUGAAGAUAUUAGAUAAUAUUAAGGAAGAGUUGCCAGUUAUUGAUAUUAUUGAUAAAGCUUGCCCUCAAUUAAUUGAGAGAUGUCUUCCUAUGUUACCUUCUGCAGAAAAAUCAGCUGCGAUAAUGGCAUUUGCAGCAAAUUCAAUUGAUUUGCAAUGGAUUGUUGAUCGUAAUGCUCCUAUAUGGACAGCUGGAAUUCAAGAUGAUUCCAAUUCGACCAAAACUGCUUCUUCUUUAAGUUUAUUGGGUGGGACUGGAAAUAGUGAUCCUUGGGGAACAAUACUUUUUGGUAUUUUAUCCCAAAAUGUUAUUAUAAAACAAUGUCCUUCUGUUACUGCUCAGGCUUGGCCCUUGGUAUUUUCUAGAGUUCAAAAUCUUUUUACAGUAAUUGACCCUACGCCAGUUAGCGAUAAUAGAGCUUCAUUGUUAAGAAGCUCAGCUCCUCCAAGAAAACCUUUAACAGAACGAGAUCAAUAUUUGACUCUGUGGCGAUAUUAUGCAAUGUUUGCUAUGCGAGUUGUACCUCUUGCUCCAAAUCCAGUUAUACGAUGUGCUUCACCUGAUCUAAGUUUAAGUUCUUCACCUGAUAGUUUAACAACUGAACGAAAUGAUAGUAAAAGUGUUACUCCAACAGUUUUGUAUAAAUUAGUUGCUCCAUUAUUGAGAUGUGAAGUAGCUGAUGUUCGAGAUGCAGCUGUUUAUGCAAUGGGAACUAUAAAUCCUGAAGCAUUAAAAGAUCUAUUGGAAGAAUUAAUUGCUUACAUUAAAGAAGCUGUGGAUAGAAAACAGGAAAAUAUGAGAAGACGAAGAAGAAGAGAUGCAUUGCGUUUACAGUUAGUUAAGGUUUUUGAACUCAUUGCAGGAUAUGGAACAUUUGGUUGCAGUUCAUUUGUUCUAGAUAGAGAUACAUGUUCAUUACACCCAACAAUUGAAGAAUAUGUCGAUGGAGCUAGAAUCUGUUUAGAAUUAGAGUCAGAAAAAGACAGCCUUCGAGAAAUUAAGCUGCACUUCUGUAGAUUUGUUAUGAAGAUAAUAAAAAGUUUUGAACUGGAAAACUAUCGCACAUUGUUAAAACGUGAAUUAAGACAAAACCUUUUUACUCUUUUUUGUAAUUGGGCUGAACAUCUUGGUUCAUCAGCUAUAUCAACAAGUUUAUUAACAAUAGAUUUAGUUAAAGAUGAUUUACAAAUGGCAUCUUUACAAGCAGCCUGUGUAGUCCUUACUUGUGGACCUUGUUUUAAUCAUACUUUAGUUGAACCUGAUGGAUCUUUAUAUGCUUGGAUAGAUGUAUUACUGGCACAUCCUGAUAAACGAGUUCAUCAAUUAGCCUUGGAAACAGUUGUUUUGUUGUUGGAUUGUAAUCCUGAUUUAGGGGCUCUUCUAGACUGGGUUGUAGAUAGAUGCUAUACAGCUGCACCAUCUGUAGCAGAUGCAUGUUUUCAUGCACUUGGAAUAAUUUUCAGUACUAGAGAAUAUCCAUGUGAUCAUUAUACGGCAAUUAUUAACGUUACUUUGAUGAACACUGGUUGUCCUCGAUCAUCUGUACGAGAUACUGCUUUACAGUUAUUACAAGUCCUCGAUAAGAGAUUUUUUGGAUCUGGGUGUGUUGAACUUUUACCUCCAACAUUACCAUCUGAUUCCCCAGUUACAACACGUGAUGGACGCGAGAAAUCUGAUACCUUUGAUAAUGAAAAAAAUGCCGAGUUGGUUGAUGUACUUUUGUGCUCUACCUUUUGCCAAUCGCAAUUCAGUUUGUCGCAGCAACUUGCUCAAAUACAUCCUGAAUUAACAAUGCCAAUGUUUUCAGAAAUAACCUGCAGAUUUCAAACAGCAAGACCGGAAGUGCGACAGUUGCUAUUACAUUAUUUAGUUCCUUGGUUACAUAACAUGGAAUUAGUGGAUCCGAAUGUACCUCCUCCAAAUCCACUAUCGUAUUUCCAGUAUUAUCCUGCAGAAGAAGGCCAGUCAAAUUCUUGUCGCCGAGAAGGUUGGGGGUCAGUCGAGGCCACGGAAAUGGUGUUAAAUAAUUUAUUCUACAUUACAGCUAAGUUCGCUGAUGAACACCCAAAAGACAUUGAAGACGUAUGGUCAACACUUUGUUUAUGUUGGCCAAAUAAUUUGAAAGUUAUAAUUCGUUAUUUGGUCAUUAUGAGUGGUAUGGCUCCGCAUGAACUUUUACCAUAUGCCAAACGCGUAACGCUGUACCUAGCCCGGUCCAGGCCGGAUAGGCUGCUGGACGAGAUGAUGACUGAACUGCAGACGGUGGAAACGCUCAACUGUCUCAUCGAACGGAUGGAAACGCCGCCAUUCUACCGGUUGACAAGCAUGAGAAAAACUUCGGCAAUGGGACCAGCGUGCUCGAAUAACGCAACGUCUAGUGCCAACGGCUGCACGGGCACCGGUGCGUAUACGUUUGGCGGCGGAAGUGGCGUGGGUGGCGUUGGUGGUGUUGGCGGCUCGGCGGACAUGUUGCCCACGAACGUCAACGAAAACGAGACGGAACACACCACGUCUCAAGCGUCCGCGGGUAUGAUACACACGAAGAGGCACAGUGGCGAUGACCCGUCCAAAAUGGGAUCAUGUAAGUCAGAUUCUACAGUUAAAUCCAUUUUGAGGUUUCCUUCAAACCGUUCGAGUUCUAAAUGGCAACGAACAGUUGGCGCUCAGUUGGCGUUGAACAACGAAAUACCGAGUCCUGUAGAAGACGCAGAGAUGAAUUAUGACAGAUUAUCACCCAAUUACGAAGACUUUCCUCAACCUCACCCAUUACCAAUGCCCGAGUAUGGAGGUUAUUUUGCUCCUUUAAAAGAAUACCUUCCAAUUAAUAUUCCGUCCAGCAGUGGUUUCCAUAGAUGCAACAUUGCUGUUAUGUUGCUGAAAGAUUUACCAUCGGACUCAUUAGACAUUGACUGGUCUAUCCAUAUGCCAUUAAUGCUACACAUUGCAUUGCUAGGAAUGGAUCAUAGUCGUCCCUUGGUACACCAACACUGUAAACAGUUAUUGCUAAACCUUUUGCUAGUUUUAGCUAAUAACUCUGAUCAGCUAACUAUCGCUCAAGUCCUCCUGAAUCGAAACACAAUGCGCCUCGGUAUUGGGCUACCAACACCACCAGUGCCUGUUUCCCAGCAUAACUUCACAGAAGCCAAUGAAUCUUUUGACAGUUACUUGCAAGUACCUAUCGGAACUAGUUGUUCUCAAUCUACUAGUUUGGUCGUCAUACCUUCUCCUUGUGAAGACGAUGCUUCGACAGUAAUAUUAGGAAUGGAUCAAUUAAAUCCAUCUACACCAAAUUUGACCAUUAAAGAAAUAGUUAAAUCGCUCAUUGAUUUCAUUGCUUCAAGGGGAGAUCAACCACUGUGGCACUACGAAGAUAUAACUGCCAAAGUAUGGUCCAUUCGUAGCGGAGAACAGUUGGACGUAUUUCUUCAGCAUAUUGUCAGAGUGUUUCAUGAGUUUUUGCCCCAUGCUUUAAUUAGCGAACGAUGGGCACAAACAGCUAUUCAAUUGGGACUUUCCUGUUCUUCAAGACAUUAUGCCGGACGAUCACUACAGAUUUUCCGAGCAUUACGUAUUCCGAUCACCACAAGAAUGCUUUCAGAAAUAUUAUCGAGAUUAAUUGAAACCGUCGCCGAACAAGGUGAAGAUAUGCAGGGUUAUGUGACCGAGUUACUGUUGACUCUGGAAGCAGCCGUGGAUUCGCUAGAAACGGACUUCCGGCCUUUGGACAUGACUCGAGACAUUUUCAAGUCUACCCCAAAUUUGAACAACAAAGAUACAAGUUCAAUUGUCGAGGGUAGUAAACGGUCGGUCGCGCAAAAGGCGCCGGUCAACCGGCGGAUGCCACCGUCGUACUUCAAUCAGGCGUCGCACUUCCGGAGCACCAGCUACUCCGUGUCGCAUUAUUCGCGAAAGGCGGUACCGUACUCGCAGUCCGCGGCAACCGAUUCCAAGGACGACGACCGCGGUGGCGGUGGUAAAGGUAACUGCAACGCUACGCAGCAAAACCUCAAGCUGCUCGGCGACUCUGCCACGCAGGACGAUAAGCUCACUGUGCUCGGGCAGUUGUUCUGGCUAGCCGUAUCGCUGCUGGAGUCAGACUACGAGCACGAGUUCUUGCUCGCCUGUCGGCUACUGUCGCGCGUGCUCAGGAGACUGCCGCUGGACCGGCCCGACACUCGGGACAAGGUGGACAAGCUAGCCAUCCAGCUGCGCACGCCAUCGUUCCCGGGCGUGCACGCGCUCUUGCUCAAGGGUUGCACGAACCCGGUGACGUACGAGCACGUAGUUCCACUGUUGUCGCAGCUCACACCGCUUCUGGACCUCCUAGUGGUUGACCCGUCCGAGAGCCUAGCGUUCCCCAUGAACGUGGUCGCGCUGCUGCCGUACAUGCUGCUGCACUACGAGGACGCCAACGAGCUGUGCAUCAUGAGCGCGGAGAAUAUUGCGCAGCUAUGCACCAAUAAAAGCAUGAAGCUGGAAAACUUGGCCACGGUCAUGACGUUGUACAGCCGACGCACGUUCAGUAAGGAGAGCUUCCAGUGGACCAAAUGCGUGGUCAAAUAUCUGUAUGACGCGUAUUCGCACCUCAGUCACAACAUGCUCGCGUUUCUAGUUGAGGUACUGGAGAGAGGACCCUAUAUUAUUCAACUUCCAGUAUUAAACAUUAUUCAUUGCAUGUUGCACUACGUGGACCUGUCGUCGACCACUUCGCAACCAUUCAACGCCGAUUUGCUGAGAGUAAUCGCGAAAUACAUCGAGGGUGUCAACUACAAGGAAGCAUUGAAAGUUUUGAAAUUGGUUGUCACCCGCUCUUCCACAUUAGUCGCUCCACCAACGUCAACUCAUUAUAUUUACUGGGACUCACACCCCACGGCUUCUCAUUAUUCAUUUGCCGACAUCGAUGUAUUCAUGAAAAAGGAAUUGCCGGGAAGGACUAUGGAUUUUACGUUCGACAUGUCCCAAACACCUUUAAUCGGCCGAAAAGUAGCAACAGGAGCUAUUGCCGACUUGGAAUCCAUCAACUCGAACAAUGUACUUCUGCAGAGACGAUCCACUUCUUUGUCGCCUUCUGACUCAGCCGUUCCUGGAUGGAAAAGACCGUGGCUUUGUCAAAGUCGAGUACGAGAUUUACUAGUUAGCUUAUUGAUGACAUGCGGACAACGAGUCGGGUUACCCAAGAGCCCUUCGGACGACUUAAACACACUGAAUAAGGUCAUAUUCAGCCAGAGCUCCGAGCUGCUCGAACGCCAUUCGAGUAUGGCCAGCAGUACCGAAGAAGUGUCGGCACCGGACGUGUCUAUACCCAGCGAUUCCAGGAAAGAACGUGAGGAAAACGCCGACCAUUUUGGCACAGUCUUCAAGGACUUUGAUUUCCUCGAAUACGAGAGCGAAAGCGUCGAAGGCGAGAGCACGGACAAUUUCAACUGGGGCGUUAGACGGUUGCCGCUGGGCGGUAACGACACGGCUGCCGUGCAAGGGUCACUGAAUGCAACAGGCGUCUCGCACGUAGAAGAGAGCGUCAGCGAGCAAUCGCCAAUGCUGCGCGCAAAAAAAGCCAACGACGAAUCGUCGGACGACGAGUUAGGUUCCGUGUCGCCCCUGGACGAAGUAGCCGCGUGCAACGCACAGCUCAUGCCCAACACUUGCAGCGGCCACCGCGAUCGUACCGACUCGAUUACACGUUCGGACACGUCCGGUUCGAGUAUCGGCGAUCUUGGCGAUCUAACCCCGUGCAAUGCCUCGCCCAACCCGAACGCACUCAUGUCGUUCCAGCGAGACGAUACGGAAGAAUGUUGGAGGGCAACCGUGCGGUCGCUGUUGGACCAGACACCUUCCAAUACGCUGCACAUGUUUCACAUACUGCACAGAGUGGUAAAAGAUAUCAUAAGAAAAUGCGUGUGGCUAACUCGCGAAGCUUGCGUGACCCUGAACGAGUACGUGGAAGAAGACCCAGCCACGACCGGAUGUUGUGCUCAGAGCCACGCGAACUGCAGACAAGUGUUGACCCAUCUCAACUCGGUCAUUAUAGUGUUGACCACGCACGCCGACCCACCGCUCGUAUGGUUCUCACCCACCGCUCUAAAGUUGGACGGUGCUUUGCGAUUCCCUAUGCUUCAUAUACGUGAACACAUUGAUACGCUGUUGGACCGAAAAGAUCAAACUUCCGAGUGUUUGUUUUCUGUGCGGACCACGCUUAAAGUGUGUAAACUUAGCGAACGUAUCCUUGAAGGAUCGAGCACGAGCAGUAACGGCGGUGGUGGUGGAGGCAGUGGCAGCGGUUACAUGAACGAGGAAUCCAUUUUAGACUUGGGCAGAGCCCUGUACAAGCUGCACUUGCAGUUGUUAUUGCUGUUGGAAGCUGUUGCAAAAAUGUACAUCACACUGUCUAACUCGGCCGGGGACAUCAAACUUCAAAACUUGUCGGCCGAAGUAAGCACCGUGAGAAGAGCUCUGUUACGGGCCAAAGAGGAGAGCGGGACACAUCCACUGGCGCCCACGCCUGAAGAGAGUUUAGUCCAAAUACUACAGGAAUCAGAUUGGCCAAACGCAUUGACUUAUGCCAAGCAAAACAAGAGUUGCCAUUGGCCAAGCGAACUGAUAUCCACGGGAACAGAGGACGAUGAUAUUACUAGUAUAUUGAGCGUAUACUGCCAUCUUCUUAUCGAAAAACACAAUGACGGAUUUAUUGUGACCGAAGAGGAUUUAGAAAGCGUCACCAAUGGACUAAUGGCCGAACUCUUUCCUAUGUUGGAAGCAUUAAACAGUAUUGAAACUCGCAUUAAAGGGCCAAAGACGUUAAACUAUCCUCAAAACUAAUUAAUCAUAUCAAAUACUAUUUUUUUAUAAUCAACUUUAAUUUUAUAAUGGGCACAUUUUUUUUUUUUU
This is a messenger RNA of Sipha flava (yellow sugarcane aphid), 9525 nucleotides long. RefSeq names its product protein furry (gene fry). Lineage: Eukaryota; Metazoa; Arthropoda; Insecta; Hemiptera; Aphididae. Gene Ontology annotation, cellular component: site of polarized growth; cell cortex. The record is from RefSeq and is a predicted model, not a curated record. Bases 199 to 9456 code for a protein of 3085 amino acids. The transcript is spliced from 46 exons. Gene Ontology annotation, biological process: neuron projection development; cell morphogenesis.